AUGGGCGAGACGGAGAGCCCCAAGGACACCACGCACCACCGGUCGGCCUGUACCGAGUGCCAGCGUCGCAAGCAAAAGGUAUUUGAGUCCCCCGGAGCUCACCUUCACUUCACCAUCCCGUUCCAGCCAGCAGCCUCGACCACCACGCCUUUGCGAGCGAGCUGUCGUUUCCCUCGCCCCGAGAAGAUGCCACAAAGUCUCCUGUCCUGUAGUGUACAGACCACUCCGCCAAAGAUGUCGCAUCUGACCGUCGAAUCUAGUGCAAUCGAGAAUGGCCAUGCAAUCACUGCCAGAAACGCAAAGUCGCCGACAAGUGCCGCUUUGGCCAGAGCCAGCCCAGUCAGGACAAAGCUCCACGCCAUGAUUUCACUCGGAAACGGCAAUUGA
Molecule: messenger RNA, 387 nt
Organism: Metarhizium brunneum ARSEF 3297
Lineage: Eukaryota; Fungi; Ascomycota; Sordariomycetes; Hypocreales; Clavicipitaceae
Source: RefSeq, a predicted model, not a curated record